Molecule: messenger RNA, 1662 nt
Organism: Kluyveromyces marxianus DMKU3-1042
Lineage: Eukaryota; Fungi; Ascomycota; Saccharomycetes; Saccharomycetales; Saccharomycetaceae
Gene: SSL1
Product: TFIIH/NER complex subunit SSL1
Exons: 1
Coding region: 1-1662 (553 amino acids)
Biological process (GO): nucleotide-excision repair; DNA-templated transcription; regulation of transcription by RNA polymerase II
Cellular component (GO): transcription factor TFIIH holo complex; transcription factor TFIIH core complex
Molecular function (GO): zinc ion binding
Source: RefSeq, a predicted model, not a curated record
AUGGCACCUGUUAUUGGUAGUGAUUCCGAGGAAGAAGCGAUUGUUGGAGUGAGCAGUAAGAAGCAUGUUCGGAUCAAGACAUUGAGGGAAUCUGAAGAAGAAGAAGAAGAAGAAGAGGAUGAGGAAGAAGAGGAUGAGGACGAGGACGACAGGGUUAAUUCUGAGUUCAAGAAGCGGCACGGUACUGGUGGUCAGCCAAGGGGCCAGACGCCAAGCCAGAUUGUGGAGGCGAGGAGACUGUUGAAGGAGAAGAAGCUGAACAAGAAGAAGAGACUGGACAAGAAGAAGAUGAAGAAGAAGAAGAAGCUUUCUAAUGCGAACUUGCAAGGUGCGAAUGGUGGGUAUGCGUGGGAAGACGAUAUCCAGCGGAGUUGGGAUCUUGUGAAGGUUGAUGAAGAAGGGAACAUUGCAGCGUUAGUUGCUAGUAUAGUGGAGGCUCGAAAGAAGCGAGCAGCGGAGAAGACGGUGACGCCGUACCAGCGAGGGAUCAUCCGUACGUUGGUGCUUGUUUUAGAUUGUAGCGAGGCGAUGAUGGAGAAAGAUUUGCGUCCUACACGGUAUGCGAUGACGGUGCAGUAUGCGAUUGAUUUUAUCCACGAGUACUUUGACCAGAAUCCGAUUUCGCAGCUUGGGAUAGUGGUGAUGAAGAAUGGGUUAGCGCAUUUGAUAUCGCAGGUGAGUGGUAAUCCGCAGGAGCACAUUGAUGCGUUGAAACAGUUGCGUAAGGAGGAUUCGCAGGGGAACGCUUCUUUGCAGAAUGCGCUUGAGAUGGCUCGUGGGUUGCUGUUGCACGUUCCAGCGCAUUGUACGCGAGAAGUGUUGAUAGUUUUUGGGUCACUUUCUACCACUGACCCUGGGGACAUUCAUCAGACGAUAGCGUCGUUGGUUCAUGAGAACAUUCGUGCGAAGGUGAUUGGUCUUAGUGCGCAAGUUGCUGUUUGCAAAGAGUUGUGCAAGCAGACGAAUUACGGGGACGGGUCGUACUACGAGGUGAUAUUGAACGACCAUCAUUUCAAGGAGUUGCUUACCGGGUGUGUGACGCCGUUGCCCGUUAGUAAAGUGAACAAAGGGUUUACGUUGGUGAAGAUGGGGUUUCCUACGCGGGUGUUUGAGGAGACGCCUUCAUUUUGUGCGUGCCACUCGCGGUUGGUGCACGGUGGGUACGUGUGUCCGAAUUGCAACACGAAGGUGUGUUCGCUUCCGACGGUGUGUCCGAGCUGCGACUUGAUGCUUAUUCUUUCGACGCACUUGGCGCGGUCGUACCAUCAUUUGAUGCCGUUGAAGACGUUCCAGGAGGUGCCAGUGCCAGCCACCCCACCAGCCGCGCCAGCGGGUGGUGGGGGUGCUGCUGCUACUACUACAGGUACUACUACAAUUACUACAGGUAAAACUACAGGUAAAACUGACGCUGACGCUGGUAAUACCACCGCCAGUGGUACAAGUACCACUGUCAGUGGCACUGACAGUGUCACCUUCCCCACGAGCCACUGUUUCGGGUGUCAGCGUCGGUUCCCGGUGCUUCGUAACAACAAGACGGGCGAGUUGUUGACGAGCAGCCGGUACCGGUGCGAGGAGUGCACGCGGGACUUUUGCAUCGACUGCGACGUGUUCAUCCAUGAGUCGUUGCACAACUGUCCGGGGUGCGAGGCGAGGCCGAUGUGA